UUGGAGAUUAUCAGCUGCAUACAUCUGGUCUACCGUCCAGCGGUAUCUUGAUUGCGUUCAUGCUCAAUAUACUCAAAGGCUACAAUUUCACUACCGAAAGCGUAUCAAGCAAUUCAAAAACAGCGAAUGUUUAUCACAAGAUUAUUGAAACUUUCAAAUAUGCCUACGCAAGGCGUGCGUUGCUAGGCGACAAAAACUUUCUAAAUGAUACACAGAUCAUAAAGGACCUUUUAGAUGAAGAUUACGCGAAACGAAUUCGUAUGAACAUUACCAAUCAAACAUAUCCCGACGCUAGGCACUAUGGCGGAUAUUAUGCAAAUUACGACCCCCCGGGGACAUCUCACUUGUCAGUUCUAGCGCCGAAUGGAGACGCAGUGUCAGUUACCAGUACCAUCAACACUUAUUUUGGUUCGAAAGUGCGUUCGACAGUGACAGGGAUAACGUACAAUAAUGAGAUGGACGAUUUCUCAACACCCGGAUUGACCAAUGCAUACGGAGUUGAACCGUCUCCUAGUAAUUUCAUCGCGCCUGGCAAACGACCAAUGUCGUCCAUGAGUCCUAUCAUUUUAACAAACAGAACAAGUGGGGAUGUCGUGUUUAUUGCAGGGGCAUCUGGGGGUACGAGGAUCACCACGGGUACUACAUUGGUAACGAUGAACAAAAUAUGGUUUGGUCGUAACACAAGUGAAGCCGUUACCAUGCCUCGAUUCCACAACCAACUUCUUCCUAAUUACACAGCUAUAGAACAACCACCUCGCAACCUGUCACCAUAUAUCAUCAAAGAACUGAAAGGCUAUGGACACACCAUCGAAACCAAAUCUUUCCACUGUGUUGUGCAAGCAAUUUCCAAGGAGUUAGAUGGAAAAAUCUUCGCCAAGUCUGAUCCAAGAAAAGGCGGGUCCAGUUUUGGAUUCUAAGAUAAUGUCAUACUAAAAUAUCCUACAUUCUAUAGGCGAAAAACUUUGAUAACUUAUAAUUACAUCAUGGAUAAAACUGAUUCAAUCAUUGAAUCGAAACAAUCAAUAAUGCGAAGCCUAUUUUCUCUCCCACGAUCACAGAAUUCUGUGAGUAAACUAUGACACUAUUUG
Dendronephthya gigantea is the source of this 1088-nucleotide messenger RNA. RefSeq names its product glutathione hydrolase 1 proenzyme-like. Bases 60 to 917 code for a protein of 285 amino acids. The record is from RefSeq and is a predicted model, not a curated record. The transcript is spliced from 5 exons. Lineage: Eukaryota; Metazoa; Cnidaria; Anthozoa; Malacalcyonacea; Nephtheidae.